AUGGGAAACUCAAAUCAAGCAAACAACCAAAAUCUCAAUUAAAAUCUUUUUGAGCCCAAAGAUUUCGAAUAAAAGGAAAUUUUGACCGACUCUAGAUAUGGAAAGGCAACUAUAUUAAAGGAAAAAUUAACUUAACAACUCUAUGCCCAAAUCUAAAAUACAUUAACCGAAUAAGCCUAAUGGAAUGCCUAACUUUAAGAAGCUUUUUUCCGCAAGCAAUUAAGCCAUGCUAAUAUAGUUAAACUUCUCAACUAUAAUUCUUAAAAGAGUACUGAUUUCUGUUCUUCCUUUUUUAAAAUAAAUUUCUUAUAUGAAUACUUAAACAUUAACUUAAAAAACGAAAUAUUAGAACGCUAAAAAAUACAUUACAAUUACUAAGAAGGUGAAUUAUGGUAUUUAUUAGACAGUUUAAUAAGUGCAGCGUUUUACUUAAAAACAAAAGCCGUUUUUCAUGGCGAUAUAAGACCCUACAACGUGCUUUUGACAAACAAUGGAUAAGUAAAAUUAGGUGACUAAUUUUCUGCUACUAAGAAGAUGCCAGCUGUAGCUUAAAUAUAAAUUGGUGCAAGCUAAGAUUUUUAUUUGUCACCUUAACAUCUUUAAACUAUAAAUAAAGUAUCUACAAAUGUCUCUUUAGAUAAUUGGAAAGGAGACGUUUUCUCAAUAGCAGCUACUGUACUCGAAGCUGCAACUUUAGAAAGUUUUUCUGAAACCUGCUAUUCUAAAUAAGACUAUGCUUUGAAUUAAAGUCAAGUAAAUAACUUGCUUUAAAAAACACGAAUCAGCUAUUCUGAAAGACUCUUUAUUAUUUUGUAAAAAAUGCUUUCUGAAAGUGAAGCUUAAAGACCUUCUUUUGACGAAUUAGUAUAAGAAUUAAAUAAUGAUGAAUAUGUGAAAGUAAGAAAGACAGAAAAUAUUUAAAUUAUUAAAGUAGUUUAGUCUCAAAAUACAGUUAAUAAUGCUGUUCAAAAUCACUAAGAUUUCAACAUUUCUGAUGAAGAAAUGGAUCGUAGAAUAGAAGCUGCCUUAAAAAUGAGCAGAGAUGCAGUUGCUAGAUAUAAUAAUUCUCCAGCUUACAUAAGUCAAUAGAUAAAAAAUGACAAUACUACCAUAUAAUAUUAAACAGUUUAAGACGAAGUAAAAAGAAGUAAAAAACAAUCAGAAGAAGUUGCUUAUUAAUAAUAUAAUCCUCCUCUUACAAAUACAUAUUAAGUUCCUUCUACUAAUUAUUAAACAGUUUUAACUACAAGCUAUUAACCUUUGACUGAAUAUCAACCUAUUUCAUAUGUAUCUUAAUAAGCUGUAAUUAAUACAAAUGUCUAAUAAUCAAACCCUUUAUUCUUAAAUAAUAAUGUUGAUAAGUAUGCUUACAAUAGUAAUUAUAAUGUUUAAACUCCUAUUAGUUAUCCUGUUGUAGAAUAAGAAGUAGUAAAAAGAAGCGGAAAUAUUAAAAAUAGCCAAACUGGACCUCUUAAUGAUUAUGUUCCUCUUACUUUUGGAAAAUAAGAAAAUAUUACAAGCUAUCAACCUUUAGAUUAGGUACAAACAAGCUAUAUUAAUAAUAACAUUGCAAAUAAUCUUGUUGGUGGAAAUAAUAUUGUUUAUUAAGAAGUUAGAAAUAGUAAAUAUGGUAAUUAAUAAGAUACUCCUGGUGUUUAUGCAAAUCCAGAAGAAUUUAAUAAUGGCAACUAAUAACUCAAUUAAUAUAGUAUUAAAGAAUAUAAAGAUAUAUAAUAGUGAUUUAUUUUAUAUAAAAUAAAUACAAAGCAUAUAUAAUAUAA
This is a messenger RNA of Ichthyophthirius multifiliis, 1781 nucleotides long. RefSeq names its product protein kinase domain protein. The transcript has a single exon. NCBI's taxonomy places the organism in Eukaryota, Ciliophora, Oligohymenophorea, Hymenostomatida. Gene Ontology annotation, molecular function: protein kinase activity; ATP binding. Gene Ontology annotation, biological process: protein phosphorylation. The record is from RefSeq and is a predicted model, not a curated record.